CCGCCCGCCAUGAGCGGCCCCUACCCGGACGCGGAGGGCUGCGCCGAGCGCUCCGACUGCAAGAGCAGCAAGUCGCCUACGCUGCUCUCCUCCUACUGCAUCGACAGCAUCCUGGGCCGCCGCAGCCCCUGCAAGGUGCGGCUGCUGGGCGCCGCGCCCGCCCCGCCGCCGCUGCCCGCCCGCCCCGCCGACGACGCGGCCGCGCAAGGCUCCCCCAAGGGCAGCCCCCCCUUCGAGGCGGCCGAGCUGCACCUGCCGCCCAAGCUGCGCCGGCUCUACGGGCCGGGCGGGGGCCGGCUGCUGCCGCCGGGGGCGGCGGGCCCGGCGCGGGGGGACCGGCCCGACGGGCGGCCGGAGGGGGGCGCCGCCGCCGCCGCCCCCUGGGACACGCUGAAGAUCAGCCAGGCGCCGCAGGUCAGCAUCAGCCGCAGCAAGAGCUACCGCGAAAACGCGCCCUUCGCGGCGCCGCCGCCCGCCCUCGACGAGCUGGGCCCCGCCGCGGCGCACGUCGAGGAGCGGCCGGGCCCCGCCGCGCCUCCCGCCGAGGAGGAGGAGGACGACGAGGACGAAGAGAUGCUGGAGGAGGACGACGAGGAGGAAGAGGAGCUGGAGGACGACGAGGAGGAGGAGCUGCUGGCCGAGGACGGCGGCGCGCUCCUCAAGGAGGCCCGUCGGGGCGCCGCCGCGGCCGCCGGUGCCGAGGGCGGCGAGCUGUCGCCCAAGGAGGAGCUGCUGCUGCACCCCGAGGACGGCGAGGGCAAGGACGGCGAGGAGAGCGUGUGCCUCUCGGCCGGCAGCGACUCCGAGGAGGGGCUGCUCAAGAGGAAGCAGCGACGCUACCGCACCACCUUCACCAGCUACCAGCUGGAGGAGCUGGAGAGGGCCUUCCAGAAAACGCACUACCCCGACGUCUUCACCAGGGAGGAGCUGGCCAUGAGGCUCGACCUGACCGAGGCCCGAGUGCAGGUAUGGUUCCAGAACCGUAGGGCUAAGUGGCGGAAGAGGGAAAAGGCUGGGGCUCAGACACACCCCCCAGGUUUGCCUUUCCCUGGUCCCCUGUCAGCAACUCACCCCCUCAGUCCAUACCUUGAUGCUAGUCCUUUCCCUCCUCAUCACCCAGCUCUAGACUCCGCCUGGACCGCCGCCGCCGCCGCCGCCGCGGCCGCCGCCUUCCCCAGCCUGCCGCCGCCGCCGCCCGGCUCCGCGGCGCUGCCCCCCGGCGGGACCCCGCUCGGCCUCGGCACCUUCCUGGGCGCGGCCGUGUUCCGGCACCCCGCCUUCAUCAGCCCCGCCUUCGGCAGGCUCUUCUCCACCAUGGCCCCCCUGGGCAGCGCCUCCAGCGCGGCGGCGCUGCUGCGGCAGCCGGCGCCGGCCGCCGAGGGCGCGGUGGCCUCCGCGGGGCUGGGGGACCCGGCCAGCGCCGCCGCGGACCGGCGCGCCUCCAGCAUCGCCGCCCUGCGGCUGAAGGCCAAGGAGCACGCCGCGCAGCUCACGCAGCUCAACAUCAUCCCCGGCAGCAGCACGGGGAAAGAGGUGUGCUAAGGCGAGGCUGCGGGUCUGGUGGGGUGUUUUUUUUUACAAAAAAAAAAAAAAAGGAAAAAAAGGAGAAAAAAGAGGGGGGAGAGUAAAUACGCGGAUAAAUAAAGGUCACCUCGGAUAGCACGACUCAAGACCAAAUUAGAAAGAAAAAGAAAAAAAAGAGGACCAGCGGCUAAGACUGGGGUAGGUUCUCGAGGCAGGAACUGGAAGACAGCGAGAGCCUUUUGCAACAGCCCUCACACGAGUGAACCGACACUUGCAAGCUCCUGAAUAAGCAAUUCCUUGGCUGGUGCAUUUUUUUAAUGUACGACGUGUUAAUUUCCUCUCUGAGCAUUAAGCAAAAAAAAAAAAAAAUGCCCUAAUAAAAUUUAUUAUAUAUUAGCGUUACGUACAUUAAAUAUUUUUCCUUCUGUUCAUCUGGCAAGAAAAAAAAGAAAAACAAAUAGAAUUGUAAUUAAGAAAGAACGAAAAGCAAAGGAGGGGGGAAGGUACUCACAUCUUCUUAAGGAUGUUAAGUUAGUCUAUUAGGAGCACUGGAGAACUAUUUUACAUGUUAAUGCGGCGAGCUGCGUAUUAUAACCAAGGAUGCUGCCAGUGCAGAGUGACAGUAAAUUUGAUGCUGUAAGAUAACCAGUGCACUUAAGGGAAGGGGUAUAUCUUUUUCUUGUUAUAUUCUUUAUCACUACACCAACCAAGGUUUUUAUAUCAAACCAAAGGGAAAUACACUGCUAGAAUAUGGACUGUUUAAGUCACUAAACUGUGAUUAUUGAUUCUGUACAUACCAUUGUUAUAAAAAAGAACAGAGCUUUGUAUAUUUGAAAUGUUAUAAAACAAUUGCACUCAGUGUAGUGUUGUAAAAGUUUGUCAUUCUGUAGAUUCUUACUGUGUUGUAGAUAUAAUAGGGUUCCUAGACAAAUAUUUAUGUACAAACCCUUUAUUUAACUUAUUAACUGUAGAGGUUUCUGAAACCCUCAAGAGGCGAUGGUACCGUA
This is a messenger RNA of Dromaius novaehollandiae (emu), 2531 nucleotides long. RefSeq names its product aristaless related homeobox (gene ARX). The coding region runs from base 10 to 1542 and encodes 510 amino acids. Gene Ontology annotation, molecular function: RNA polymerase II transcription regulatory region sequence-specific DNA binding; DNA-binding transcription factor activity, RNA polymerase II-specific. Gene Ontology annotation, biological process: regulation of transcription by RNA polymerase II. The record is from RefSeq and is a predicted model, not a curated record. The transcript is spliced from 5 exons. Lineage: Eukaryota; Metazoa; Chordata; Aves; Casuariiformes; Dromaiidae.